GGGCUGGGUGCCACCUGCGCCCGAGGAGCCAGUAGGGCCAGCUCAGGAUGAGGACGCGCUGGGCGACCCCUCGCUACGCGGCGGAGCUCCUCGCGCUACUCCUUCAGUGCUUCCAGCUGGCAGAGCCCUCUGGCCGCGCAGGUAACGAUCCAUUCACCAUCGUCCAUGAAAACACGGGAAAGUGCAUCAAGCCACUGAAUGACUGGAUAGUGGCAACGGAUUGUGACAAAACCGAGGACAUGUUGUGGAAGUGGGUGUCCCAGCAUCGGCUCUUCCAUUUGCAGACCCAGCAGUGUCUUGGCCUAGAUAUUUCCAAACCCGUGGACUCCUUAAGGAUGUUCAGCUGUAACUCCAGUGCCAUGCUGUGGUGGAAAUGUGAGCACUACUCUCUGUACGGAGCUGCCCAGUCCAGGUUGGCUCUGAGUGGUGGACAUGCCAUAGCAAGUACAAAUGCUUCUGACGUCUGGAAGAAAGGAGACUCAGGGGGAAACCUCUGUGACCAGCCUUACCGUGAGGUAUAUACCAGAGACGGAAACUCCUAUGGGAAACCUUGUGAAUUUCCAUUCUUAGUUGCUGGGACCUGGCAUCAUGAGUGCAUCCUUGAUGAAGAUCACAGUGGGCCAUGGUGUGCAACCACCUUAAACUAUGAAUAUGAUCAAAAGUGGGGUAUCUGCUUAAACCCAGAAAAUGGCUGUGAAGGUAAUUGGGAAAAGAAUGCGCAGACCGGAAGUUGCUACCAAUUUAAUACUCAGACAGCUCUUACUUGGAAAGAAGCUUAUGUUUCCUGUCAGAAUCAAGGGGCUGACUUACUGAGCAUCAGCAGUGGUGCUGAACUAACUUACCUUGAAGAAAAAGAAGGCAUUGCAAAAAUUUUCUGGAUUGGCUUAAAUCAGUUGUACUCUUCUAGUGGCUGGGAAUGGUCAGACCACAAGCCAUUAAACUUCCUCAACUGGGACCCAGAUAUGCCCAGUGCAUCUGGAAUAGGCGGGUCCAGCUGUGCAAUCAUGGACGCCACCUCUGGUCUGUGGCAGAGGCGUUCCUGUGAGGCUCAACUGCCCUACGUCUGUGAGAAAUCAUUAAAUACCACAGUGGAGUUAACAGAUGUGUGGACAUACUCAGAUACUCGCUGCGAUGCAGACUGGUUGCCGAAUAAUGGGUUUUGCUAUCUGCUGGCAAAUGAAAGUGAUUCCUGGGAUCUGGCACAUGCAAAAUGCAAAGCCUUCGGCAGUGACCUCAUCAGCAUUCAUUCUUUAGCAGAUGUGGAAGUGGUUGUGACAAAACUUCAUAAUGGGGAUGCCAAAGAAGAAACAUGGACAGGUCUUAAGAACAUAAACACACCAGCUUUAUUUCAGUGGUCAGAUGGUACCGAAGUUACUCUAACAUAUUGGGAUGAGAAUGAGCCCAGCAUUCCCUACAAUAAGACUCCCAACUGUGUUUCCUAUUUAGGAAAGCUAGGUCAGUGGAAAGUCCAGUCGUGUGAAGAGAAACGUAGAUAUGUAUGUAAGAAAAAGGGAGAAAAAAUGAGCGAUGCAAGUGCUGAUAAGAUGUGUCCUCCAGGUGAGGGCUGGAAGAGACACGGAGAAACCUGUUACAAGAUUUACAAGGAUGAGGUCCCUUUUGGAACCAACUGCAAUCUGACUAUAACUAGCAGAUUUGAGCAAGAAUUCCUGAAUGAUAUGAUUAAAAAGUAUACUAAAUCUACAGAAAAGUACUUCUGGAUUGGCCUGAGAGAUGUAGAUUCAAAUGGGGAGUACAGCUGGGCAAGUGUUGGUGGAGUAAAGCGGUCUGUAACCUUUUCCAACUGGAAUUUUCUUGAGCCAGCUUCUCCGGGCGGGUGCGUGGCUAUGACUACUGGAAAGUCUCCUGGGAAGUGGGAGGUAAAAGACUGCAGAAGCUUCAGAGCACUUUCCAUCUGCAAGACGGUCGGUGGGCCUGCUGAGCCUGAGGAGGCCGCCCCCAAGCCUGAAGACCCCUGUCCCGAAGGCUGGGAGAAUUUUCCCUCGGGGCUUUCUUGUUAUAAGUUAUUUCACAUAGAAAGAAUUAUAAGAAAGAGGAACUGGGAAGAAGCUGAAAGAUUCUGCCAAGCACUUGGAGGACACCUUCCUAGCUUCCUUCAUGUGGAGGAAAUAAAGGAAUUUCUUCACUUUUUAAUGAACCAUUUCAGCGGCGAGCGUUGGCUGUGGAUAGGUUUGAAUAAAAGGAGCCCCGAUUUACAAGGAUCGUGGCAAUGGAGUGAUCGAACACCAGUGUCUACCUUUCUGAUGGAAAAUGAGUUCCAGCAGGAUUACGAUGUCAGAGACUGUGCGGCUAUCAAGGUCAUGCAGAGGUACUGGCGAAGAAGCUGGCAUUACCAUUAUGACAGAGAAAAUAUUUAUUUAAAGCCUUUUGCUUGUGAUACAAAACUUGAAUGGGUGUGUCAGAUUCCAAAAGGGCGUACUCCAAAAACACCGGACUGGUACAACCCAGAACGAGCUGGAAUUCAUGGACCUCCAGUUGUAGUAGAUGGGAGUGAAUAUUGGUUUGUUGCUGAUCCUUACCUCAACUAUGAAGAAGCAGUCCUGUACUGUGCUAGCAAUCACAGCUCCCUGGCGACUUUGACAUCUUUUGCAGGAUUGAAAGCCAUCAAAAACAAAAUAGCAAAUAUAUCUGGUGAUGAACAGAAGUGGUGGGUGAGAACUCCUAAGCAGCCAAUAAUAGAUCGUCAUUAUAUGUACACACGACAUUCGUGGCAUCAUUUUCCAGUAACAUUUGGAGAGCAGUGUUUAUACUUAUCUGCCAAGACUUGGCUUCAUGACUUACAUAAACCAGCAGACUGUAAUACCAAGUUGCCAUUCAUCUGUGAAAAAUAUAAUGUAUCUUCAUUGGAGAAAUAUAGUCCAGAUUCUGCAGCUAAAAUUCAAUGCUCUGGGAGCUGGAUUACUUUUCAGAAUAAGUGUUUUCUAAAGAUUAAACCCAAGUCUCUCUCAUUUUCUGGAGCAAGCGACACUUGUCACACCUACGGUGGCACCCUUCCUACAGUGUUGAGCCAAAGAGAACAAGAUUUUAUUACAUCCUUGCUUCCGGAUAUGGAAGAUGACUUAUGGAUUGGUUUGCGCUGGACAGCCCAUGAAAGGAUAAAUAAAUGGAUAGAUAACAGAGAGUUGACAUACAGUAACUUUCACCCAUUCUUGGUUGGUCGAAGGCUGAGAAUACCAAAAGAUAUGUUUGAGGAAGAAUCCCACUACCACUGUGCCCUAAUGCUCAACCACCGAAAGUCACCUUUAACUGGGACAUGGAAUUUUACCUCCUGCAGUGAACAACACACUGUGUCUCUCUGCCAGAAAUACUCAGAAGUUGAAAACAGACAGACCUCACAGAAUACUUCCGAAACGGUCAAGUACCUAAAUAAUCUGUACAAAAUAAUCCGGAAGAGCCUGACUUGGUCAGAAGCGCUGAGGGAAUGCCAGAACGCGAAGAUGCGGCUGGUGAGCAUCACAGACCCGUACCAGCAGGCGUUCCUGACCGUGCAGGCGGUCCUGUACAACGCCUCGCUGUGGAUCGGCCUCUCCAGUCAAGAUGAUGAACUCAACUUUGUUUGGUCGGAUGGGAAACAUCUUCAGUUUAGUCGCUGGACUGAAAAUAAUGAGCAGCUGGAGGACUGUGUGUUUUUAGACACUGAUGGGUUCUGGAAAACAUCUGAUUGUGAUGCUUACCAACCAGGUGCUAUUUGCUACCAUUCAGGAGAUGAGAUUGAAAGAGAGGUCAACCCAGUUAACAGUGUUCGAUGUCCAUCUCCUGUUUUAAAUACUCCAUGGAUACCAUUUCAGAACUAUUGCUACAAUUUCAUGAUAGCAAAGAAUAGAUAUACGGCGGUGACCCAAGACGAUAUUCAUUCCAGAUGCCAAAAACUGAAUCCAAAAUCACAUAUUCUGAGUAUUCGAGAUGAAAAAGAGAAUAUCUUUGUUCUUGAGCAACUUCUGCAUUUUAAUUAUAUGGCAUCAUGGGUCGUGUUAGGUAUAAUUUAUGAAAAUAAUUCUCUUAUGUGGUCUGAUAAGACGAUGCUGUCAUAUAUGAACUGGAGAGAAGGAAGACCAGCUCUAAAAAAUGGCCAUUUUUUUGUUGGCUUGAGUACUGAUGGCUUCUGGGAUAUUAAAACCUUUAAUGUCAUUGAAGAAGUACUUCACUUUCAUCAGCACAGCAUUCUUGCUUGUAAAAUUGAAAUGGUUGACUACAAGGAAGAAUAUAAUACUACUCUGCCACAGUUUAUUCCAUAUAAAGAUGGUAUUUACAGCGUUAUUCAAAAAACAGUGACGUGGUAUGAAGCAGUCAACACGUGUGCUCAGAGGGGAGGCCAUCUGGCGAGUGUCCACGACCAGGACGGCCAGCUCUUCCUGGAGGAUGUCGCGAAGCGGGACGGAUUUCCGCUCUGGGUUGGGCUCUCGAGUCACGAUGGAACGGAAUCCGAUUUUGAGUGGUCUGAUGGCAGUGCACUUGACUACAUCCCAUGGAAAGACAAACAAUCUGCUGGCAAUUGUGUUCUCUUGGACCCAAAAGGAAUUUGGAAACAUGAAAAAUGCGACUCUUACAAGGAUGGCGCUAUUUGCUAUAAACCUACAAAACCUAAAGAGGCCGUCUCUCCGACGCGCUCAUCGAGGUGUCCCGCAGACGGCGGGAACGGGCCCCCGUGGGUCCAGUACAAGGGCCACUGCUAUGCACAUGACCAGGCAUUGUACAGUUUCUUGGAAGCCAGACAGUUUUGUUCAGAACUUGGCCAUUCUGCAACUAUUGUUACCAUAAAGGAUGAAGAUGAGAAUAAAUUCGUGAGCAGACUGAUGAGGGAAAAUAAUAAUAUCACCAUGAGAGUCUGGCUUGGAUUAUCUCAACAUCCUGCUGAUAAAUCUUGGUAUUGGUUAGAUGGACCAAAAGUGACAUUUGCCAGGUGGGCAAAUAAACGUAAGAGUGAUGGUGGAAAAUGUAGCAUUUUGUUAGCUUCAAAUGAAACUUGGAUAAAAGUUGAAUGUUCACAGGGCUAUGGGAGAGUUGUCUGCAAAGCUCCUUUGGGCUCUGAUUACAGAGGAGUAGCCAUCACAUUCGCCGUGCUGAGCGUCUUAGCUCUCGUGGGCGGGCUGGGCUGGUUCCUCUUCCAGCGGAGCCGUCUGCCCUGGACUGGCUUCUCCUCCGUUCGAUAUGAGCAAGGGGUCAAUGAAGAUGAAAUUAUGCUUCCUUCUUUCCAGGACUAAAUGCUUCUAAAUGUUUGCUCAUUUGCACUAACAUAUUAAAAAAAAAAAAAAUGAGCCAUUUAAAAUGUUCCCACUGUCAGUAUUUACUGUUCCCAAGUACAAGUCUUAAGCACUUUUUCAGUUGUUUAGUUGCUAUUCUGGUCUCCACAUUUAAUUAUUCAAAAAUGCCUUGUCUAUAACUCCACUUUAAAGAAUGGAAAGGGACUGAAGCUGAAAAUAAAGUCUAAAUUGUUUGUAGAGUAAUAAAGUUAAUGUGCAUUUUCUCUGUAAGAAUAUGGUUGGUACCUAGAAUACGUAUGUUUUAAUGACAUUUUAACACAAUGUCAUAUUGGCAUAUCAAUAAGUCACACACCUCCCUUUUAAUUUUUAUGAACAUCUGGCCAAAUGCAAAAUGAGUACCUCACGGUAAAAACAGAACUGUGAGUAAUAUCAACGUUGUUUUAAAAUGUCAUUUGUAAUAUUUGAGGGAAAUUAUUAAAUGAGAGGCAUGCUUUUUUAUUGUUGUUGUUAAUCCUCACCCAAGGAUAUUUUUUCCAUUAAUCUUGAGAGAGAGUGGGAAGGAGGGAGAGAGAAAGAGAAACAUCAACGUGAGACAGACACAUCAAUUGGUUGCCUCCUGCACAUGUCCAGACCAGGGCUGAGGAUUAAACCUGGGGUACGUGCUACUCCUUAAUUGGAAAUCGAACCUGCAACCCUUCAGUGAGUGGCUGACAUUCUAACCACUGAGCCACACC
Messenger RNA from Molossus molossus (Pallas's mastiff bat), 5953 nucleotides. RefSeq names its product CD302 antigen. Bases 48 to 5219 code for a protein of 1723 amino acids. Gene Ontology annotation, molecular function: signaling receptor activity. The record is from RefSeq and is a predicted model, not a curated record. The transcript is spliced from 35 exons. NCBI's taxonomy places the organism in Eukaryota, Metazoa, Chordata, Mammalia, Chiroptera, Molossidae.